This is a messenger RNA of Diversispora eburnea, 198 nucleotides long. The record is from the annotation of a GenBank genome assembly. Lineage: Eukaryota; Fungi; Glomeromycota; Glomeromycetes; Diversisporales; Diversisporaceae.
AUGGCCGACUUUACUUCUGGUUAUUUCACACCGAAAAACUUAUCAUAUUUUUGUGAAGAGGAAGGAAUUUCGAUAGAUCCGAUUUUAAAUCCUCCGGAAGUAAGAGUUUAUACUAUUACUUCUAACACUAAUAAUAUUAGUUGGCAAAUACUUAGAAAUCCUGACCAAAUUGUAUCACAAAUUCUUCCUGGUCCGUAA